Mauremys mutica (yellowpond turtle) is the source of this 1332-nucleotide messenger RNA. Its product is annotated as zinc finger protein RFP-like. Gene Ontology annotation, molecular function: protein binding; zinc ion binding. NCBI's taxonomy places the organism in Eukaryota, Metazoa, Chordata, Testudines, Geoemydidae. The record is from RefSeq and is a predicted model, not a curated record. The transcript has 6 exons. Bases 38 to 1285 code for a protein of 415 amino acids.
UGAAACAAAGCCUGUUACAAACUGCCCAGAGGGCGCCAUGGCUGCAGAGAACCCCAUGAAAAGUCUCCAGGAGGAAGCGACAUGUCCCGUCUGUCUGGAGUAUUUCACAGAACCUGUCACUCUGGAGUGUGGGCACAAUUUCUGCCAAGCCUGCAUCAGCCAGUGCUGGGAGGGAUCCGCUACAGCCACCUCCUGCCCUCAGUGCAGAGAAACUGUGCAACAGGGAAACCUCAGGCCCAACAGGCAGCUGGCAAAUAUCCUAGAGCUCGUCAAGCAGUUGAGUUUACAGGCGGCAAAAGGAGCAGGAGGGGACGGGGUGUGUGAGAGACACCAGGAGGCUCUGAAACUGUUCUGUGAAGAGGAUCAAACCCCCAUCUGUGUGAUCUGCAGAGAGUCCCGGGCUCACCGCGCUCACACGGUGGUCCCCAUCGAGGAGGCUGCCCAGGAGUAUAAGAAACAAACACAAACCGAGAGGCAGAAGAUUGUGUCUGAAUUUCAGCAAUUGCAGCAGUUCCUGGAGGAACAAGAGCGACUCCUGCUGGCACAGCUGGAGAAGCUGGAUGAGGAGAUUGACAUCAGAACCACCUUGAGCAGGUGUGAGAAGGGGAAGUUCCAGCAGCCAGAGGAGAUUUCUCCUGAACUGGAAGAGCCAGUCAGUGGUUUCUCCAAGAAAACGACUGUGCUAAUGGAGAUUCUGGGGAAGUUCAAAGACACUCUGCCAUCUCAACUGGAGAGAAAAAGGGGAGAAUUGUUUGGACCACACAGACAGGCAAAUGUGACUCUGGAUCCAGACACGGCUCAUCCCAAACUCGUCCUGUCUGAGGAUCGGAAAAGUGUGAGAUGGGGAGACACACGGCAGCAACUGCCCAACAACCCUGAGAGAUUUGACUCUGAUCUCUGUGUGCUGGGCUGUGAGGGAUUCACCUCGGGGAGACAUUGCUGGGAGGUGGAGGUGGGGGGUGGGCGAUUCUGGGCUGUGGGGGUGGCCAGAGAGUCUGUGGGGAGGAAGGGACAGAUCAGCCGUAGCCCUGAGGGGGGGAUCUGGGCUGUGGGGUGGUGGGUGGGUCAGUUCCACGCUCUCACCUCCCCUGCGACCCCCCUGCCCCUGAGCCGGGCCCCCAGCAGGAUCUGGGUUUGUCUGGACUGUGACCGGGGGCAGGUGACAUUUAUCGAUGCUGGUGACGAGGCCCCGAUCUUCACUUUCCCGCCGGGUUCCGUCCCUGGGGAGAAAAUCCAACCCUGGCUCUGGGUGGGGGUAGGAUCCCGGCUCAGCCUGUGUCCCUGAGACACACAGCAGAGGGGGAAACUGGAAAUCAGCCUCUGUAGCCUCAU